Balearica regulorum gibbericeps (East African grey crowned-crane) is the source of this 546-nucleotide messenger RNA. The record is from RefSeq and is a predicted model, not a curated record. NCBI's taxonomy places the organism in Eukaryota, Metazoa, Chordata, Aves, Gruiformes, Gruidae.
AUGCUGGAUGACACGGCAGAAACGUUGUGUUAGGGAGAGACUGCAAUGCCAGCAUCCCAGCCACGGUCCAGGGCAAGAGACAGGAACAAUGUCCUCAACAGGGCUGAGUUCCUCUCCCUGAAUCAACCCUUGAAGGGGAACCAGGAAAGCCGGAGCUCCAGCAGAAAGCAGAGUGCCCAGGCUGGGGCAGCUGGUGCCGUGAACAGCAACCCCAAGGAGCGGAGGCAGUCGCAGCAGCUGCCCGAAGAGGACUGCAUGCAGCUCAACCCCUCCUUCAAGGGAAUCGCCUUCAACUCCUUGCUGGCCAUCGAUAUCUGCAUGUCUAAGAGGCUGGGAGUCUGUGCUAACAGAGCCUCCUCCUGGGGUGGUGCCCGCUCCAUGAUUAACCUCCUGGGGAUAACAGGGCACGGGAUCCCCUGGAUUGCGGGUACGCUCAUCUGCCUGGUGAAGAGCAGCACGCUGGCAGGUCAAGAGGUCCUCAUGAACCUGCUGUUAGGUGAGUGGCAAACCUCCCUCCCCACCGGGAAAGCCCAGCCCUGGUCAUAA